Budorcas taxicolor (takin) is the source of this 1590-nucleotide messenger RNA. RefSeq names its product ectonucleoside triphosphate diphosphohydrolase 3 (gene ENTPD3). Bases 1 to 1590 code for a protein of 529 amino acids. Gene Ontology annotation, molecular function: GDP phosphatase activity; UDP phosphatase activity. Gene Ontology annotation, biological process: nucleoside diphosphate catabolic process. NCBI's taxonomy places the organism in Eukaryota, Metazoa, Chordata, Mammalia, Artiodactyla, Bovidae. The record is from RefSeq and is a predicted model, not a curated record. Gene Ontology annotation, cellular component: plasma membrane. The transcript is spliced from 10 exons.
AUGUUCACGGUGCUGACCCGCCAACCUUGUGAACAAGCAGGCCUCAAGGUCCUCUCCCGAACUCCAGCCAUCAUCGCCUUGGUGGUCUUGUUUUUGAGCAUUGUGGUGCUUAUGGCUAUCACACUCAUCCAGACACACCAGAAAGAGGUCCUCUUUCCAGGACCAAAGUAUGGAAUUGUACUUGAUGCCGGGUCUUCUAGAACCACAAUCUACGUGUAUCAAUGGCCAGCAGAGAAGGCGAAUAAUACUGGAGUGGUCAGUCAGACCUUCAAAUGCAACGUGAAAGGCUCUGGGAUCUCCAACUAUGCGGAAAACCCCCAAGAUACCCCCAAAGCCUUUGAGGAUUGCAUGCAAAAAGUCAAGGGGCACAUUCCAGUCCGUCUCCAUGGAUCCACCUGCGUUUACCUGGGGGCCACAGCUGGGAUGCGAUUACUGAGGUUGCAAAACGAAACAGCAGCUAAUGAAAUCCUUGAGAGCAUUGAAAACUACUUCGAGUCUCAGCCCUUUGAUUUUAGGGAUGCUCAAAUCAUUUCUGGGCAAGAGGAAGGGAUAUAUGGAUGGAUUACAGCCAACUAUUUAAUGGGAAAUUUCCUGCAGAAGAGCCUAUGGCAUAUGUGGGUGCAUCCGAGUGGAAAGGAGACCACAGGUGCCCUGGAUUUGGGUGGUGCCUCCACCCAAAUAUCCUUCGCAGCAGAAGAGAAGGUGGGGCUGAACACCAGUGACAUCAUGAAGGUGACCCUGUAUGGCUAUGAAUACACGCUCUACACACACAGCUUCCAGUGCUAUGGGCGGAACGAGGCUGAGAAGAGGUUUCUGGCAACCCUCCUUCAGGAUUAUACCACUGAAACCACGUUCACCAACCCUUGUUACCCUCAGAAUUACAUCACUACCUUCACUGAGGCACAGGUGUUUGGCAGCCUGUGUACAGAGGACCUGAGACCUGAAAGAUAUAAUCCCAACAACAUCAUCACUUUUGAAGGAACUGGGGACCCAUCACUGUGUAGAGAAAAGGUGGCUUCCCUAUUUAACUUCAGUGCUUGCCAUGAUCACGAAGCUUGUUCCUUUGAUGGGGUGUAUCAGCCAAGAGUUAAAGGGUCAUUCGUGGCUUUUGCAGGAUUCUACUACACAGCCAAUGCUUUCAACCUUUCAGGUAGCUUUUCUCUGCACACCUUCAACUUGAGCACCUGGAAUUUCUGCUCAAAGAAUUGGAAUCAGCUCCCACUGCUGCUGCCCCAGUUUGAUGAGCAGUAUGCACGCUCCUACUGCUUCUCAGCCCACUAUAUCUACCAUUUGCUUGUAAGUGGAUACAAAUUCACCGAGGAGAGCUGGCCCCAAAUACAUUUUAAAAAGGAAGUGGGGAACAGCAGCAUAGCCUGGUCUCUCGGCUACAUGCUCAGCCUGACCAACCAGAUCCCAGCCGAAAGCCCGCUCAUCCGCCUGCCCAUCAAGCCAUCUGCCUUCAUGGGCACCCUCGCCUUCUUUGCAGCAGUGGCCUUGCUGUGUCUGACAUAUCUCAUAUACUUGUGCGUGUUGUCCAGGAAUCAGAGGCGCUCCCAGCAUGCCUUGGACAACAUGGUGGACUCUGAGUGA